GUAUGUGCUGCCACCUCCCAAAUUAAAUAUCGAAAUGCCAGAUUAGAUGCCACUUCCGGGGACAGAGCUUAAGUGGACUGGGACACACUCUCUCCGCCUUCCUCUGCCUCCUCGUUCACCCCGCAGACCAGAACCAGAACUGGAGCUGGGUCUCCAGGUACGUCCAUCUCAUGCCUUGUUUGCAUCCAGCGCCUAUCAGCCACUCACCACGACGGGACGCGGAAGUGGCAGGUGACGGGGUGUGUGCCAGCAGAUGCGGAUGCCAGGAAGAGUGUGAGAACAGGGGUGGGAUUUCCAUCUGUCUGGGAGGGGCUCCAGGUACCCCUCUUCCCCGUCAGACCCACUGGGGGAUGGCUGCUUGCCAGGCCCCCGGAAGGAACAUCUGUCUACACGGUGCUGAAAUCCCAAUCAAAAGUAUUGUUUAGAAAUGUAUUUCUCCACAGGGCUGACCUCCUGCAGCUCGCUCAGCACUCCCAGGUCCUCAGCACUCCCAGGUCGUGGCUGGGGCAGUCAGUAGGAACUGUAACUAUGUCUCUGAUGCACCACGUGUUUAGACACAGCACAGUCCUUUUUUCUGUUCCUACUGUGGAAGUAGUUUCUCUUUGGGCAUGCUGACAGCAGUUUUUCAUAGCCUCACCGAUGAGCCCUUUCUACGGGAGUGACUCCAUGCUUGUAUACAGAGUAUUUAUACAAAUGUUUUAGCAUCUUCAUAUGCGGUGUUAACCCCUAGUCCUGUACAGCAUAUUCUGUUCAAGUAUUUUUUUUACAAGCUUGUGCUGUAGGCACAUGCCUUCUGCUGCAGAAGUGGACGCCCGUGGCACACCCACCCUGCCCCAGUGGAGUGCCACGCCUUCAUGGGACAUUGCCACUUCUGCUCUGGAACUCGUGCAGGUACGUAGUAGCUGCUACUGCCAGAACAGCAAUGCCAAGCAAGAGAUGGUCCAUGCUUUUCUGACGUUCUCAGAAUAGUGGCUAGCUUCAAACCUGACAAGCGCUGCUUGAAGCCGGAACACUAGAGAAUGUUGCUGAGGGCAGAAACGGCCACGCGGGUGACGACUAUGCAUGGGAAAGUCUCAAGCUUCCCUCCUGCCAGCAACAAGAAGGCUUUGGGGUAGGCACGAUGUUUUCACGUGUGCGUGCCGUUUCUCCAAGCACUGCAGGUUCCGCCGUGUGUCAGAGGCUGCAAGUUUAACAUCCUCCUGCCUGAAAACAAAUAGGUACUUUGCUGAAAAGAGGGUAAAAAAAAAGAGCUUUGAUCGUCUCAGCCAGGAGAAGAGUGUGGCGUUUUCACGCGGGCAACUGCUCGCCGGCCUACAUGGGGUUAAUUCAAGUCUGCUGCGAACACGACUCCGCCCCUGGCACUGGCCUCCAGCAAGCCCUGUUCUCUUUGCGGUACGGGGGAACGGGAUUGCUUAGCCUUUCCUGCUCAGUGUGUAAAAAAUGUAGCGAAAGCCACUAUUUUUGCUCUCUUAAGCUGUUCAAUAAACCGGUUCCUCGUUUUACACGUGCAUGAUGUGUAUCUUAUUUGCUGGAUGGCCCAGGAAACUGGAAUGGUCCUCUCAGCCAGCCUCAGAGGAAAGAAAUCUCUAGCUGGCACAGGCAGCCGAGUGAGGCUGGCGGCUGCAGGGGCACAGCCUUUAGAAUGAGUCCUUCAGUGCACAGGUCCCAGGGUAUACGGGGUAGUUGCAGGAAGGAGGGGACGCCUCGCAGAUGCCACUGUUGGCUGGGCUACACCAUGCCACACUUGUUACUGCUUAGGAGGCUUUCUGGACUGUUCCUUGGGUGCUACGACAAUCUGCAGCAGACACUGUCCUUUUACCGCUCCUGGUCCUGGUUUGCUCCCCAGUGAUGUCAACAGCUGAGGACUGCUCACGCUGCAACAAAAGGCUCUGCAAUUGCUGUCUAGCUCGCCCUGGCCGUCUCUAGAGUUCUGCCUGAACUGAAACUCAAGUGGGGUUCAGCUCAUGACUUGCGGCAAUUGACCAGGAAAUCCACCAGUUGCUGUGGCUGGAAGGAUUUUCAGUCCUGUGGGUUGUAACCAGAGGCCACAGGUGGAUUCUGCCCUAGGCUCAUGAGAUUUCCGACUUGCUGUUCAAGAAAAUGCCUUGUGAAGUGACAACAGUAGCUGUGACCCAACUGCCGGUGCCUUGCUGGUUCCUGUACGUCCCACUGGAUCCUCACAGCCCCGGGAAGCAGGUGCUACUACUCUUAUCCCCGGGAGGAGACAGAGGCCGAGAGAGGUUAAGUGACGUGCCCAAGUCACACAGCUCGGCAGCGGCCAGGUUGAGACACCAGCAUCAGCAGUCUGUUUGCAGACCCCUCACUGUCACCCCCUGAGCCAGUGCGUCUUGGGCCCUGCGGUCAGGAUGUCUCAAGCGUGGAGGCAUCACCGGUUCCUGGCAGUCUCUGGAGGGUCACUGAACUCUGUGCCCAGAAUCGAGUCGGGGGAGUCUGUGCAGAGGUGGCCCUGUGUGUGGGGACAGUGUGUGACACAGACACUGCUUUGGAUGGACACCUCUCCCGUGACCUCCUAGCAUCCAAUCCCAAAGGAACAACUGUUGCAGAGAUGGACCGCUGGACACCAACCCACGUGCGUUUCUCUGGAGACACUGGCCAAGGAAAACAAAACAUGUUGGAAGGCCAACAGCUGCAUGCCCCACCACGACGUGACCGCAGAGACCCGGGGUGUAGAAGGGUGUCUCUGCUUGGUGGGAGGACACGUGCAGGCCGAGGAGAGGCAGGAAGAAGGCUGCCUCCGACUCCCCACUGGACUGCAUGGCGACGGUGUGUGGUGGGGCAGUCAGCUAAGCCAUUUGCCUGAGUGGCUGUCGGGCAUCUGCGUGCUGGGGACCGACAGUGUGGAUGUGUUAGGAGGAUCUGUAUGGAGCACAUUGCUGCCUCUGGCUAGGACAGGGUGGAAAGGGUGGCGUGGCUACAGCCUGACCCAUGGGCACCGUCCUACCCUUUGUUCUGUGCUUCAAAGUGUCAGUCAUGUGCUGGGGUCUGUGGGCCCAUGACUCAGACGGUGAGCUCUGACCUUCCUGAGCCAGGGCUUUGCUGUAGUUCUGUCUGGCUCAGGAGCUCUAGGACAAGGGGACUGCUCCAGGUCUGCAUCUAAGGUGUGGCAGGGCCCCUCGGCACUCUUGUGCACUAGUGUCAUCUUUCCCAUUGAAAUGACUGUGAGGACCAGAAUGUGCACAUGCAGAUGGGCAGCUACUUGUCUGCCUUGGCCCUUUAUUACAUAACUUGCUGGGUGUGUGGAGAUGCCACCCCCCCCACCCCCCGCAGUCAGAGCCCCUUUAUGAUGUCGUGGGGCUGGUUACAUGACUGCCAAGGGGUGCUGCUGGCCACACUGCACUAGCAAGUUUGCCAGAUGGAGGACAAGCCAUCAUUGAGUAUGGCUCGCUGUGAGGAAAGACAUUCGAGAGGACAGGGUCAUGGCUUGGAAAGGGUGCCUUUUCCUCCCCAAUUGCACUCAGAGACCUACCUUCACCCAGCAGAUCCUUCCCCUGCCUGGGAUGACCCAGUGUCCACUGGGAGCCCUAACUUCAGGCUGCUGACAGAAGAAAUCGCUUUCCAACCUCUGGCCGAGGAAGCUUCGUUCAGAAGGCCACACCCUGACGGUGACGACCCGCCCCAGGGAGAAGAUAAUCUCCUCUCCCUCCCCUUUCCGCAGAAACUGUGGAGACUGGUCAGCAGCAACCAGUUUUUGUCCAUCUGGUGGGAUGACAGUGGGGCUUGUAUAGUGAUCAGUCAAAAACUCUUUGAAAAGGAGAUUCUCAAAAGGGACGUCGCACACAAAGUGUUUGCCACAAAUUCGAUAACCAGCUUCUUCCGCCAGCUAAACUUGUACGGCUUCCGAAAACGGCGUCAAUGCACUUUCAGGACCUUCACCCGCAUUGUCUCCGCAAAAAGGCUGGGCUCCAUCUUGAAUAAGUUAGAGUUCUACUGCCAUCCUUACUUUCAAAGAGACGCCCCUCACCUCCUCGUGAGGAUGAAGAGAAGAGUGGGCGUCAAGUCUGCACCAAGACAUCAGGAAGAGGACGAGCCAGAAGCUGCUGGAUCCUGUCUGGCACCAGCAGACCCUGAGCAACAAGAUCACACGUCUCCGAAUGAGAAUGACCAGGUCACACCACAACACCAGGAACCGGCCGGUCCCAACACCCAAAUCAGGAGUGGCUCUGCUCCACCAGCAACUCCUGUGAUGGUGCCCGAUCCCACCGUGGCGAGUGACAACGCUCCAGCGACCCAGCCGGCCGGCGAGUGGUCAGAGGGCAGCCAGGCUCACGUCACUCUGGUGGCCGCUGUCCCUGAGCCUGCAGCGCUGCCCUUCCUCUAUGUCCCCGGAUCUCCCACUCAGAUGAAUUCUUAUGGGCCUGUGGUGGCCCUUCCCACAGCUUCCCCUAGUACCCUUGUCAUGGACACCACAGGACUUCCUGCACCCGGCGUGCUGCCCUUCUGCCAUCUCUGGGUACCGGUGACCCUAGUGGCUGCUGGGACUGCACAGCCUGCUGCCUCCAUGGCCAUGUUCCCCCAUCCCCCAGCUCUGCACCACCAUUGCCCCCACAGCCACCACACGUCACAGUACAUGCCAGCUAGCGAUGGGCCCCAGGCGUACCCAGACUACGCAGACCAGAGCACAUAGAGGCGAGCAUUUGGGCAGAAUAUGUGCUGGUCAAUAAAUGUGUCAGAAAAUGAGUAAUUUUCUGACUGCACAAAAAAGUCUUCGUGGUCUCCGUCCUUUUUCUUUCUUUGCAGUUGAGUACCCCCCUCCGACAUCUUUGGCUUGCAUGAUAGAGACUUCAGCCUAACACGCCUCCCUGGAAAAGUGCCCAGGAGAUACUCGAGCAGGUGCUGGGUUUUAGGAAGCCCCUCAGACAUCCUGCCUCUGCUCAUUAAAAAUUACCUGGAGCCGGCCGGGCGCAGUGGCUCACGCCUGUAAUCCCAGCACUUUGGGAGGCUGAGGCGGGCGGAUCACGAGCUCAGGAGAUCGAGACGGUCCUGGCUAACACGGUGAAACCAUGUCUAUGCUAAAAAUACAAAAAAUUAGCCGGGCGUGGUGGUGGGCGCCUGUAGUCCCAGCUGCUCGGGAGGCUGAGGCAGGAGAAUGGCAUGAACCUGGGACACGGAGCGUGCAGCGAGCCGAGAUCGCGCCACUGCACUCCAGCCUGGGCGACAGAGCAAGACUCCGUCUCAAAAAAAAAAAAAAAAAUUACCUGGAGUUGCUCGCUGAGUGCCAGUUGUGCUGCUAGCAUUGCUGGCCGAGGGUUCACAAUGACACUGUGUUGCUGGCCAUUCCUUGUCAUGGCAGUGCCUUUAUAUAACAGGAUCUUCACUUUACAUACAGAUGAGAUCACGUCUGGCUUUUUCAUUGGGUUAAAAAGUGCCCUUGAUAGUUGUGGAGGUUACACAUACUACCAAGGAGUCCUACGGGUUUGCAGUUUAGAGGGUGCUCAUUAGUGUCUGGUGGACAGGAUUUACGUUUGGCUUUUAUGUCUACUGGAUCCGGUGGGGUUUUUUACUUCCUUCCUUGAUUCCUCCACUAUGCCCCCACUUUUUCUUUCUUGUUUUCCUUCCUUCCUACUUUCCUUUCCUUUCCUUUCCUUUUUUCUUUCUCUUUCUCUCUUUCUCUCUCUCUUUGCAUCCUUCCUUCCUUCUUCCUUCCUUCCUUCCUUUCCUUCCUUCCUUCCUUCCUGCCUUCCUUCCUUCCAUCUCUCUCUCUCUCUCUUUCCCUCCCUUGCUUCCUUCUCCUUCUUUCUUUUGGAGUCAAAAAUUAAUUUAAAAGAUGUCAUGUCAUGUUUUAACUUAGGAAGCAGCCUUUUCUGGUCACUUGGGGUGUUCAUCUUAGAACACAUGCUAUCAUCGACAAACCUCUUUGACUGAAUGAUCAGAGGAAAUAGAUUCAAGUUCUUACCGUAGAGACAACUGGGCACAGACAUCAAAAGAGCUCUGAAAUCAGGGCGUGCAGAGAGCCCCAACACCCACACACCAGAACCCAGAGGUAUCCCUGCCUGUGAUUUUUAAUUUGACAGUAGGUGGCAGAGUCCUGGGAGACGUGGGAAGAGGCCAUAAGAGAAUGCAGACAUGGGAAUGGAUUAAUCCAGAGUCCAGCCAUGGUCUGCAGGUGGAUCUCCCUGUCUCAGCCUGCUCACUUACAAAUGGGUGCUCAUUUACAAAUCGGUGUGAAUCACAUUUCAUCAUUUGUGAGCUCCGUAGUUUCCAAGAAGUACAAUUUUCUCAUGUGUUUCCUGGACUUUAUACAUAUGCCUCCAGAGUUUGAAUCAUGCAAAGAUGCUGCCACUUAAAAACCUCUUUCCUACAAACUUACACCCCUCCGAUCAUGGUUUUCCUGUGAAUCUCAGCCGGGCACGGUGGCUCACACCUGUCAUCCCAGCACUUUGGGAGACUGAGGCAGGUGGACCACGAGGUCAGAAGUUCAAGAGCAGCCUGGCCAAGAUGGUGAAAUCCUGUCUCUACUAAAAAUACAAAAAUUAGCCGGGCACGUUGGCAGGCACCUGUAAUCGCAGCUACUCGGGAGGCUGAGGCAGGAGACUCGCUUGAACUCAGAGGGCAGAGAUUGCAGUGAGUGGAGAUCACGCCACUGCACUCCAGGCUGGGCGACAGAGUGAGACUCCAUCUCCAAAAAAUAAAAAUAAAAAAAUAAAACUGUUAGAAGAAUGGAAAAAACUAUAUAGAUGGAGAGAAAAUAUUAGUAAUCUGAUGUCUGAUAAAGAACUCAUAUGCUGAAUAAAUACCAAACUUUUAACAUUCAACCUUUGAAAACAAAGAAUCCACCUAAAGAUGUAAAUGAUUUGAAGACAUUCACCAAUGAAGACACGCAGAAAUACACAUACAUUCACCAAUGAAGAUACACACAUGAAAAGAUGAUCAGCACAAUUAUUCACUAAUAAUGCAAAUGUCAACAGCACUAAGAUUCCUCUACCCACCUAUUACAAUGGAUACAAUUCAAAUACCUGAGAAUAUCAAAUUCUGGAGAGGAUGUGGAAUUCUCAUUCAUAGCUGGUAUACAAGAAAAAUGUUUCAUUCACUCUAGAAGGCCUUUUGGCCCUUUCCUAUGUAGUAAAACAUAGACUUACCUUUAGAUCCAUCAGUCGUACUCCUAGGUUUUACCUAAGUGAAUUGGAAACUUUGGUUCUCACAUGGAAAAUCAUGUACACGAAUGUAUAUAGUAGUUUAUUCAUAAUCACUAACCAAGAUGUCCUUGAAGAGGUGAAUGGAUAAAACCAAUGGUACUUCCACAAACUGAAAGUGUAUUCAAAGUUCAAUCUACCCUCAAAUAUUCCAGGACAGGAAAUUUUGGAGGCCAGUUCAGCCAAGUGGCAAGGGAAAAUGAAUCACCAUCUUAUCUCAUCUCUUCCAAUGCACCCAAAAUGGGCAAUUGUUUAACUCAUUCUCCCAGGCUCGCUCUCCUAGAUUCAUAAACAGAUGAAGGCACCCGAGCACUCAUGAACAGAAUUUGUGAGGCAAGUGUUCACACAUAUCGCAGCAAAUGUCAUAAACAGAUAAUCACAUAUCCAACACAACAGUGGAUUAAACGAACAAGCCGCCUGUAUGCAUGGAAUAAAAAUAUGAUUAAAUGUUAGAAAAAAAUUCAAUUCUAAUUCCCUGCAUACAAGAUAGACUAGAAAAAAACAUUCAGUCAUGACAAUGGGUACAGGAAAAGGCUCUGAAAUGAAUUCUGUGUAAGUACAAAUUAACAAUGUUUAGCAACCUAACAUUAAAAGGAACUUCCGUUUCCUAAAAUCGGCAGCAAGCAUACAUAAAUGUGAAAUGUCAGAAGCUCUGCCAUUCACGGCAGUGACAAGUCGUUGACAUAUGCUGUCACCACUACCACCUACAUCUGCAGUGAUAUCAAAAUGAAAAAGAGCCAGAGCUAUGGAUGUCAAAAUGAAAAUGAGAUAUGAAGACUGCAAAGAAAUAGAUAGUAUUUGUUAACUAUAUGAUUAUCUACAUAGAAAAUUCAAAGGAAUAGACACAUUGAAUAUUCAAAUGAAUAAAAGACUUCAGAAAACAUCAUAUAGAAGGUCAUUACAGCAAAAUCAAGAGCCUUGCCACACAAAAGCAACUUAGUGCAUAAAAUAGAAAAUAGAAAAUAUACCAUUCACAGCAGCAUUAAAAUCCAAAAUGUAAAUAAGAAGAGCCCAACAAGACCUUCAUGGAAGCAACUGUGCAAAGUUGCUGAUAGACUCAGGAAAUAAUCUCAAGUAAAUGGAUCUGUAUACCAUAUUCCUUGAUGGGGAACAGAAUAUGGCAAAGAUGUAAAUGCUACUUAAAUUAAAUACAGAGUGAGUGCCUUAACUGUCAUUGCCAAAGUGACAACCAAGCUCAGGUUGCUGUGCUCUGCUCCCCAAAUCAACCCUGGAAAAAUAUAGGAGGGAAAAGAUUAAAAAAAAAAAACCAUCAAAACAGAGAAAGCCCUGGGGAUGACUGAAGACUGUGCUAAACUAGUACUUGUGUUUUGGGUCCAGAGAGCAGCAGGGAAAUCGAGGAGGUCUGUACCCUGCACAGAUGGCAGAUUACAGGAUGGAUAGGAGAAAGUGUUUAACAUUCCACCCCACAUCAUCGCACAAUCUCAGGCAGCACCACAAAAUCUGAUGCCAGUAGCCCUGGGGUAAUAUCAGGACACCAGGAAAUUUGAGUUGAUUGAGACACUAUGGCUCCAGAGUUCUGCUAACAACCACCUGAAACAAACUUAGUAGGAGAAGACCAGCCUUCCAAAAAAUUAUUAUUUUAAUGGAAUAUAAAGAAUGAACUAGGAAUAGAAUAGUAAGUAUGUGUGAAGGCCACAUACUGUGAGUAGAUACUAAUAAAAUAUGUGUGCAUAUAUAUAGUAAAAAGUCUACAAAUACAAACAAAUAUGUAUCUAAAGAUAUAUACAUGUAAGUACAUAUAAUUAUACAUAUAUGAUAUAAAGAUAUAUAUGCAUGUGUAUAUACAUAU
This is a messenger RNA of Pongo pygmaeus (Bornean orangutan), 8961 nucleotides long. RefSeq names its product heat shock transcription factor, X-linked. Gene Ontology annotation, molecular function: DNA-binding transcription factor activity; sequence-specific DNA binding. The record is from RefSeq and is a predicted model, not a curated record. NCBI's taxonomy places the organism in Eukaryota, Metazoa, Chordata, Mammalia, Primates, Hominidae. Gene Ontology annotation, biological process: regulation of DNA-templated transcription. The transcript is spliced from 2 exons. Bases 3374 to 4645 code for a protein of 423 amino acids.